AUGCAGGUGGACUCGAAACCAAUUGAUGAGGGCCUAUACUCACGUCAAUUGUAUGUCUUGGGUAAAGAAGCCAUGCUGAAGAUGGCAAAGUCCAAGGUUCUUAUCAUUGGACUCAAAGGUUUGGGUAUCGAGAUUGCCAAAAACGUUGCCCUAGCUGGUGUGAAGGCAUUGGAUAUAUAUGAUCCUACAAAAGUCACACUUCAGGAUCUCUCAUCACAGUUUUUCCUUAGAGAGUCUGAUGUUGGCAAAAGUAGAGCGGAGGCCUCAUUUCCUCGUCUUGCAGAGCUUAACAGCUACGUUCCAGUGAAUGUGAUCCACAAAUUGGAUGAAAGCAUCAUUGCCCAGUACCAGGUGAUUGCUGUUACGGAAGCAACUCUUGCCGAACAGUUGCAAAUAAACGAUGUGACCCAUGUAAAGGGAAUCCGCUUCAUAUCGGCUGAUGUGCGCGGACUUUUUGGCCAGACAUUUGUUGAUUUUGGUGAGUCAUUCACAGUUUAUGACAAGGACGGUGAGGAUCCAAAAACAGGCCUUAUAUCUGAUAUUGAAACUGACGGUACUGUUACCACUUUGAAUGCAACCAGGCACAAUCUUGAGGAUGGCGAUUAUGUGAAAUUCACGGAAGUCGAAGGUAUUCCAAAGUUAAAUGACGGCUCAGUUCACAAAGUUUCCAUUCUUGGUCCAUUUGCGUUCAAGAUAAAGGAUUUCGACUCAUCAUGGGGUAAGUAUGUUCGUGCGGGAACCUUCACACAGGUCAAGGUUCCUUUCAAGAUACACUUUGACCCACUUUCAAAGCAGAUCGAACACCCGGAGUUUGUCAUUUCGGAUUUCGCCAAGUUCGACAGACCCCAACAGAUCCAUUUUGGCUUCUUGGCACUUCACAAAUUCCAGGAGUUGCACAAUGGCGAACUUCCACGUCCUCACAACGAGCAGGAUGCUUGUGAGCUGGUCAAGUUGACAGAGGAGUUGUCUAAGCAGGCUGGUGCAGAAAUUGAGAUCAAGGAAGACCUCAUCAGGAAGUUAUCAUACGGCUCACGGGGAGACUUACCACCAAUGAAUGCAUUUUUCGGUGGUCUAGUGGCCCAGGAGGUGUUGAAGGCAUGCUCUGGAAAGUUUGGCCCUAUCAAGCAGUGGCUGUACUUUGACUCUCUUGAAUCUUUGCCAGAAUCCAAGUUGUAUCCUAGAACAGAGGAGACGUGUAAGCCUCUCAAUACGAGAUACGACAACCAGAUAGCAGUCUUUGGUGUUGACUUUCAGAGGAAAGUUGCCAAUCUAAAGGUGUUUUUGGUUGGAUCAGGAGCAAUUGGCUGUGAGAUGCUCAAAAACUGGGCUUUAAUGGGCUUGGGAUCUGGUCCAGACGGACAGGUUUUCAUUACCGAUAACGAUUCCAUCGAGAAAUCCAACUUGAACCGCCAGUUUUUGUUCAGACCAAAGGAUGUGGGAAGCAACAAAUCAGAGGUCGCAGCUAAGGCUGUUAUUGCGAUGAAUUCCGAUUUGAAUGGCCAUAUUGAUACAAGAACCGACAAGGUGUCACAGGAAACUGAAGAGAUCUUCAAUGACCAAUUCUGGCAAAACUUGGACUUUGUUACCAACGCUUUGGACAAUGUUGAGGCCAGAUCGUAUGUGGAUAGGAGGUGCAUCUUUUUCAAGAAGCCACUUCUCGAGUCAGGUACUCUUGGUACAAAGGGUAACACCCAGGUUAUCAUCCCAAUGCUUACGGAGUCAUACUCCUCAUCCAGGGAUCCCCCAGAAAAGUCCAUUCCAUUGUGUACCUUGAGAUCAUUCCCAAACAAAAUUGACCACACUAUUGCCUGGGCAAAAUCCUUGUUUGAAGGUUACUUCCACGAGGCACCAGAGAAUGUGAACCAGUACUUGACACAGCCAAACUUUGUGCAGACAGUGCUCAAACAGAGUGGAGAUGUGAAGACCAUCUUACAGACAAUAAACGACUACUUGACUAAGGAGAGGCCUUACACAUUUGAUGACUGCAUUAGGUGGGCCAGACGCCAGUUCGAGCAGAAAUACUCGUAUGACAUCAAGCAGCUUUUGUACAAUUUCCCUAAAGAUGCGGUGAACUCGAAGGGCGAGAGAUUCUGGUCUCCCCCUAAGAGAGCACCAACACCUUUGGUGUUUGAUAUUGAUAACGAGGAUCACUUGCAUUUCGUUUCUGGUGCCGCAAACCUCCUUGCCUUCAUUUAUGGCUUGAAAGGUGAGACUGGCGAGCCUGAUGUCAGGCAUUACGGCUCUGUCAUAGACAAAAUGGAAAUUCCAGCAUUUACCCCAAAGACAAACGUGCAAAUUCAGGUUAACGACAACGAUCCGGACCCAGCAGAUGCUGUUGCCAGGGAUCAGAAUGAGUUAGAAAGACUUGCUUCAAGCUUACCAACACCUUCCUCACUUGCUGGCUACAGAUUGAACCCUGUUGAAUUUGAGAAGGAUGAUGAUACAAACCAUCAUAUUGAGUUUAUUACUGCGGCUUCCAACUGCAGAGCUCUAAACUAUGAUAUUUCGCCGGCUGAUAGAUCGAAGACGAAAUUCAUUGCCGGCCACAUUAUUCCAGCCAUCGCCACUACUACAGCUUUGGUGACCGGACUUGUCUGCUUGGAGCUUUUCAAGGUUGCAGACGGAAAGAGAGAUCUUGAGAAGUAUAAAAACGGUUUUAUCAAUUUGGCACUUCCAUUUUUGGAUUUCAGUGAGCCUGUCUCCUCUCCAAAGGGUAAGUACAAUGACAAGCAGUUUGAUAAGAUCUGGGAUAGAUUUGAUGUUCAAGGUGACAUUACAUUGAAGCAGCUUUUGGAUACAUUUAAGGAAAAGGAGGGUCUCGACAUUACGAUGAUUGCUUAUGAUGUUUCCUUAUUGUACGCAUCGUUCCAUCCCCCAAAGAAGAUCAAGGAGCGUCUUCCGAUGUCUAUCACGGAGCUAAUUGAGACCGUGAGUAAGAAGCCUGUUCCAUCUGAUAAGAAAACGCUUGUUCUAGAGAUAUGCUGUGAGGAUAAGAAUGAAGAAGACGUUGAUGUUCCAUUUGUCUGUGUUCAUCUAUGA
Molecule: messenger RNA, 3039 nt
Organism: Brettanomyces bruxellensis
Lineage: Eukaryota; Fungi; Ascomycota; Pichiomycetes; Pichiales; Pichiaceae
Gene: UBA1
Product: E1 ubiquitin-activating protein
Exons: 1
Coding region: 1-3039 (1012 amino acids)
Biological process (GO): protein sumoylation
Cellular component (GO): SUMO activating enzyme complex; cytoplasm
Molecular function (GO): SUMO activating enzyme activity
Source: RefSeq, a predicted model, not a curated record